Messenger RNA from Amphibalanus amphitrite, 1801 nucleotides. RefSeq names its product nicotinamidase-like. Lineage: Eukaryota; Metazoa; Arthropoda; Thecostraca; Balanomorpha; Balanidae. The annotation marks the transcript as partial. The record is from RefSeq and is a predicted model, not a curated record. The transcript is spliced from 5 exons.
ACUAACACAAUUUGCCGUGAUCGGCAGGUUGUGCCCGUGAUCAACGAAGCACUGGACACGAUCAAGUUCGACGUGGUGGUCUACUCCAUGGACUGGCACCCGAACGACCACCUCUCGUUCGUCACAAACGUGCUGAAGUACCCGCUGCACCCGACAUCACCGGUAAAAGCAGAAGAGGCAAAAACAUGUGAUAAGGUCGUGUAUGACGGCGACCCGAUCAAGGAGCAGAUUUUGUGGCCUCCUCACUGCAUCCAGGAUUCGUGGGGCGCAGAACUGCACCCCGAUCUCAAGAUCGUGGACGGUGCUCUGUGGAUCAAGAAGGGCCACAACCCCGAGAUCGACUCCUACUCUGCCUUCUUCGAUAACGCCAAGAUCUCCGACACGGGUCUGAGCCGACAGCUGCGCCAGCGAGGCGUCACCGACGUCUUUGUUUGCGGCAUCGCGACAGACGUCUGCGUCGGUGCGACUGCUACACACGCUCUGGACGAGGGCUUCAGAACCAUCCUCGUUGAUGAUGCCUGCAGAGGAGUGUGUACAGAUGAGAUCGAGAAGCUCAAACAGAACAUCAUGAAAGCGAACGGCGUCGUGAUCAACUCCACCCAGGUGAAGUCGAUGGUUCAGGGCCGUGAUCGUCGUCCGGAGCUGGGCUACAAGCUCGCCAUGAGACUCCAGGAGACUAGCCAGUGACAAUCGGCGAUACCAGCCGCCGGCGCUCAGCGAUAGGUGACGCUGCCUGCCGGCCGUGUGCGACCCUAGGUGACGCUGCAGUCGUUCUGGGAGGCCGGCAGGCAGCAUUGCUGCAUCGUCCACACCGAGUAGUUGUGAUAUAUUAUUAUCCUGGCUGGCUUCAGGACAAGUGUCAAAUGGAUCGACACCUUUCGGUGUCGUCCAUUGUGAAGCCGUGUAUUACCUGAAUCUGAUGCACAUGUCUUAUAUCUCACCCACGAAUUCCUAAUACAACUCGAACACCAUUUAGCAAGGAUUGGCAGAUGCAAGAAAUACUGCAUUGUAGUGCGAAUAUAAUAUAGUCCACACACACCGGCCCGUUAUUUCCUUCCUCAGAAUAUUCGAAUCCUUAUCCUCCGUGCAUCCAAACCCUGCUCCGGGCUGGGCGGGCAACUUUAUCUCAUGCGGGAAUACCCGUAAGAGCACGGCCGUAGUGGGGUGCGGUGAGUGCUUGGGGUCUGGUCGGCCGGUCUUUUGGACGGGCUCAGCCCCGGUGGCUGACUAGGGUGCUCACUCAGACCAAUGUACAGCCCUAAUUCCUAGCAUCCUUUCGGCCCUGAAAUGGUCCCGUCAGACCGAAAGGGCUUAACCCAACAAAACAAAAACAACAAACAGUCCAGCUUCAAUAGUUAUUUAUUUCACUAUUACCGCAGGAUGUAAUAAAACUAAUAUUGAGUGGGGAAAAAUCGUCUAGUUUUGUUGGAGCAUUACUGCUUUUUCUGUUUUCUCGUACCUGAAACUCGAUGACAUUCAUGAUAGUAUUCUUGCAGCUCCUUGUACCUUUUAACAUUGUUCAUUUGCUGAAUGUUGUAUGUACGUGAAAGGUGUGGCAAGUAAAUUAUUAGAAGCGUUAUUAAUCAUUCUAAGUAACAAGCUCGCUUUUUUUACUGUUGCUUGUUUUGAUAGAAUGUGCUAGUUUUAUCUUUGGAAUCACGUGAAAGUGACGUGUAAUUUUACAUCAUUCAUGUAGUGUGACGUACCGGUAAUUAUACGAUUACACCCAACAUAGCCAUUGCUUAUCACCUGCCUUCCGAUGAACAUUAUCAUUUAUCAUGUUCAAUACAAUAAACGCUCC